GGAUACUGGGGUUGGUCUAUUUUAAGCUGGCACUAUAUAAGGCCUGCGCGAAAUGAGAAGGUUAGGCAACAGACCACUGAAGUUAUUUAAGUCUUUACGUAAAUAACAUUUUCUCAGUCGCUGGUGUUUUUGGAGAACUGAGAACAACGAAAAAUGGCGGACAAAGAAAAGAAGAUCAAGAAGAAGAAGAAGGAAGAAACUUCCGAGGCACCAGCGGCAGCCCCAGCACCAGCCGCCGAAACCAGAUCUUCGUCAAAGGGUUCUUCAAAAAAAGCUAAACGCUCUGGAUCCAAUGUCUUCUCCAUGUUCUCUCAGAACCAAGUAGCAGAAUUUAAAGAAGCUUUCCAACUAAUGGACCACGACAAAGACGGUAUCAUCAGCAAGGAAGAUCUGAGAGCUACCUUCGAUGCCGUAGGCAAAAUCGCCAAUGACAAGGAACUCGACGAAAUGGUUCGUGAAGCACCCGGCCCAAUCAACUUCACCCAGUUGUUGGGAUUGUUCGGCAGUCGUAUGGCUGAUUCUGGUGGUACCGAUGAUGACGAUGUCGUCGUUGCCGCAUUCAAAUCCUUCGAUGAAAAUGGUUUCAUCGAUGGUGAAAAAUUCCGUCAUGCCCUCAUGACCUGGGGCGACAAAUUCACCGGCAAAGAAGUUGACGAUGCCUACGACGCAAUCGACGUUGAUGACCGUGGAAGGAUAGACACACAAGGCCUUAUUACCUUAUUGACAUCAGCAGCCGAUGAAGAAGGAGAAGGUGAAGCUGCAUAAAUAAUAGGCACACCAAAAUUCUGUUUAUCAUUUAAUUUUUAAUUUAUUUCUGUAAUGUAAUCUACAAAUUUAUGUUAUAUUUUACCCUGUGAUUAUAUUGCUCUUAUAUCAUUUGACAUUUAUUCCAUCAUUAUAAUAAAUAAUUAAAUUUUUA
Molecule: messenger RNA, 919 nt
Organism: Sitophilus oryzae (rice weevil)
Lineage: Eukaryota; Metazoa; Arthropoda; Insecta; Coleoptera; Curculionidae
Product: myosin regulatory light chain 2-like
Exons: 4
Coding region: 154-765 (203 amino acids)
Biological process (GO): post-embryonic development; locomotion
Cellular component (GO): cytoplasm; myosin II complex
Molecular function (GO): calcium ion binding; myosin heavy chain binding
Source: RefSeq, a predicted model, not a curated record